AUGGAGCACGCGAAACCCCAGUGGAGUUGGCCAUCUGACCUCCCCAACGGCUCAGACCACUCCCAAGCCGAUACAGCCGGAUCACAACGGUCCGAUCAGCAUGACACCCAUAACCAGGACGAGAAGCAGAAUCCCCAUCAAGAGCAACCACAACCUAAGGCUCCUCCACAGCAAAAGUACUACGGCCCGCGAACAUGCCGCAUCUGCUUCGAUGUGGUAUAUCCCACCUUCGAAGAGCCAUCAGCCAUGAGCGGGUUUAUGAAUUCGCGUCAGCGACCCACUUACAAAUCCGACGAUCCCGAAUCCGGGCGCCUCAUCUCGCCGUGCAAGUGCAAGGGGUCUCAACGUUACGUCCACGAGGGUUGUCUGCAAGCCUGGAGAUAUGCCGAUUCGACGGCCACACGGAACUUUUUCGCAUGCCCCACGUGCGGUUACCAGUACAAACUUGAGCGGCUGUCGUGGGCGAACCGUCUGCAGGGCACUUUUGCACAAGUCUUACUGACCAUACUCAUCUUCUUUCUUUCGGUGUUCAUUCUCGGCUUCGUUGCUGACCCGAUCAUGAACAUCUGGGCUGAUCCUGUGGGAGCAAUUGCCGACAUGGCUGCAAAUGUGCUCGAUGACAUCGACGCUAUCCACGAACCCGCACCGGAGAUACUUGAGGAGCCUGGGACAUGGCCGGAACAUUUCUUCAAAGGUUUCUUCUCCCUCGGCCUCAUAGGAUUCCUAAAGACCCUCUUAUUCAUGUCACCAUGGCGGUGGUGGCACCUUCGAUCGGGCGGUGUUCUCGGUACGACUGGCCGUCGCGGCGGGACAGGACGCGCGCGUGCUGACGAUAUGACAAUGGCUUUCGUCAUGGUGGGUGCAGCGACCUUCAUGUGGAGUGUCUGGAAGGGCGUGAGAAAAUUCAGUGCCUCUGCGCUGCAACGCGCGAGCGACAGAGUAUUUGACGUGGGUGGUGACGGCGAUGAAGAUGAAGAUAUCAAGGAAGACUAA
This is a messenger RNA of Colletotrichum destructivum, 993 nucleotides long. Its product is annotated as Putative Zinc finger, RING-CH-type, Zinc finger, RING/FYVE/PHD-type. Gene Ontology annotation, molecular function: zinc ion binding. Lineage: Eukaryota; Fungi; Ascomycota; Sordariomycetes; Glomerellales; Glomerellaceae. The transcript has a single exon. The coding region runs from base 1 to 993 and encodes 330 amino acids. The record is from RefSeq and is a predicted model, not a curated record.